AGGAGAGGUGGUCACCAGAUGGUGCCCGAGGCCACGGGCGCUGCGAACAAGCGGGGCCUGGACGAGGUGGAGCCCGGCCUGCGCAUGGAUCCCAUUCCGGAGCCCGCGGCUACGGGCACACGUGACAGCCUCAGCCAGCUACCAGCGCCAUGACCCACCCCAUGCUCCGGAUCUCUGCUCCCGCCGCGCUGGCCCUGGGCUCGGCCGCGCUGGGCGCCGCUUUCGCCACCGGCCUCCUCCUGGGCAAGUGGGGGCUCCCAUGGCGGUUCCGGCGACAGCAGCGCCUGCUGCCCCCCGAGGACAGUCCCCUGUGGCAGUAUCUGCUGAGCCGCUCCAUGAGGGAACAUCCGGCGCUGCGGAGCCUGCGGCUGCUGACUCUGGAGCAGCCGCGGGGGGAUUCCAUGAUGACCUGUGAGCAAGCCCAGCUUCUGGCCAACCUGGCGCGGCUCAUCAAAGCCAAGAAGGUUCUGGACCUAGGCACUUUCACUGGCUACUCCGCGCUGGCGCUAGCCCUGGCGCUGCCCCCGGAUGGGCACGUGGUGACCUGCGAGGUGGACGCGGGGCCCCCGGAGCUGGGACGGCCCCUCUGGAGGCAGGCCGAGAUGGAAGACAAGAUCGACCUUCGGCUGAAGCCCGCCCUCGACACCCUAGACGAGCUCCUGGCGGCUGGCGAGGCCGGGACCUUCGACGUGACCGUGGUGGACGCCGACAAGGAGAACUGCACGGCCUAUUAUGAGCGGUGUCUGCAGCUGCUGCGCCCGGGUGGCGUUCUCGCCAUCCUUAGAGUCCUGUGGCGUGGAGAGGUGCUGAGGCCUCGACCUGGAGACCGGAGAGCCGAGUGUGUGCGAAAUCUAAACGAGCGCAUCCUGCGGGACGCCAGAGUCUACAUCAGCCUCUUGCCCCUGGGUGAUGGCCUCACCUUGGCCUUCAAGAUCUAGGUCUCAGCCAGGCAUAGUGGCAUAUGCCUUUAUCCAAGCUCUGGGGAGGAUCACUGAGUUUGAGGCCAGCCUGGGGCUUUAGAGUGAGUUCCAGACCAGCCUGGACUAGAGACCCUACCUUGAAAAACAGAAUAAUAGAGCAAGCUAAGGCUUAACCCAGCGUGCCAGAGAGAUCCGGGGAACCCCGUGCAUUGACAGAGCUAGGGUUACAGCUGACAAUAAAGAUACUGGAAUAGGCAACA
This is a messenger RNA of Jaculus jaculus (lesser Egyptian jerboa), 1180 nucleotides long. It is a transcript of the gene Comtd1, whose product is annotated as catechol-O-methyltransferase domain containing 1. The transcript has 7 exons. Lineage: Eukaryota; Metazoa; Chordata; Mammalia; Rodentia; Dipodidae. Gene Ontology annotation, molecular function: O-methyltransferase activity; S-adenosylmethionine-dependent methyltransferase activity. The coding region runs from base 150 to 938 and encodes 262 amino acids. The record is from RefSeq and is a predicted model, not a curated record.